Balaenoptera musculus (blue whale) is the source of this 3016-nucleotide messenger RNA. RefSeq names its product CD44 molecule (Indian blood group) (gene CD44). The transcript is spliced from 17 exons. The record is from RefSeq and is a predicted model, not a curated record. NCBI's taxonomy places the organism in Eukaryota, Metazoa, Chordata, Mammalia, Artiodactyla, Balaenopteridae. Gene Ontology annotation, molecular function: hyaluronic acid binding; cytokine receptor activity. The coding region runs from base 166 to 2277 and encodes 703 amino acids. Gene Ontology annotation, biological process: inflammatory response; positive regulation of ERK1 and ERK2 cascade; cell adhesion. Gene Ontology annotation, cellular component: plasma membrane; macrophage migration inhibitory factor receptor complex; basolateral plasma membrane.
CCCUCGAAUAAAAACUGCACCCAACUUCCGAGGCGCCCUCAUUGCCAGCCGGACCCCAGCCUCCGACAGGUUCGGGCCCCCUGCUCGCCCCGUGCUCCGCUGCCCCCCGCCCAGCGCCCGGCCCCUCCGGCUCCACUCGCUUGCUUUCUCGGCCGCUCCGACGCCAUGGACCCGUUCUGGUGGCGCGCAGCUUGGGUACUCUGCCUCGUGCAGCUGAGUCUGGCGCAGAUCGAUCUAAAUAUAACCUGCCGAUACGCAGGUAUAUUCCACGUGGAGAAGAAUGGUCGCUACAGCAUCUCGAAGACUGAGGCUGCUGACCUCUGCAAGGCCUUCAAUUGUACGCUGCCCACCAUGGCCCAGAUGGAGGCAGCCCUGCGUGUAGGGUUUGAGACCUGCAGGUACGGGUUCAUAGAUGGGCACGUGGUGAUCCCCCGGAUCCACCCCAAUUCCAUCUGUGCUGCAAACAACACGGGAGUGUACAUCCUUACAUCCAAUACCUCCCAGUAUGACACGUAUUGCUUCAAUGCUUCAGCUCCCCUUGAAGAAGACUGUACGUCAGUCACAGACCUGCCCAAUGCCUUUGAAGGACCAAUUACCAUAACUAUUGUUAACCGUGAUGGCACCCGGUACACCAAGAAAGGGGAAUACAGAACUAACCCCGACGACAUCAACCCCAGCACCGCUCCCGAGGAGGACAUGAGCAGUGGAUCCUCCAGUGAGAGAAGCACUUCAGGGGGCUACAACAUCUUCCACACCCAUCUUCCAACCGUGUACCCGGCCCCGGACCAAGAUAGUCCCCGGGUCUCCAGCGACCCAGAGACUACCCCGACUACCAGUACGGAUUCAAAUAUCAUCUCAGCAGGCUGGGAGCCAACUGAAGAAAAUGAAGAUGAAAGUGACAGACACCCCAGUUAUUCUGGAUCAGGCAUUGAUGAUGAUGAAGAUUUUAUCUCCAGCACCAUUUCAACCACACCACGGGUUUUUAGCCACCCACAACAGAACCAGGAUUGGACGCACCUGAGCCCAGGCCAUUCGAAUCCAGAAGUAUCACUUCAGACAACCACAAGGAUGACUGAUGUGGACAGAAGUAGCACCAGUGCUUAUGGAGAAAAAUGGACCCAGGAAACGCACUCUUCUCUCAGUCACCACGGAUAUCAUGAUGAAGAGGAGACCCAGCAUCCUACAGGCACAACCCGGGCACCCCCUACUAAUACAACAGAAGAAACAGCUACCCAGAAAGAGCAGUGGUUUGAGAAUGGAUGGCCUGGGGAAUAUCCCCAAAUGCCAAAAGAAGACUCUCAUUCAACAGCAGGGACAACUGCAGCCUCAGCCCAUGACAGCCAUCCAAAUCAAAGAGUGACAACGCAGAGCCAAGAGGACCGUUCCUGGACUUAUUUCUCCGACCCAGUCUCACAUCCAAUGGGACGAGGUCAUCAAACAGAAAGAAGGAUGGAUAUGGACACCAGCCAUAGUACAACAACGCUUCAGCCUUCUGCAGAUCCAAACACAGGUUUGGUGGAAGACUUGGACAGGACAGGACCUCUUUCAGUGACAACUCAACAGAGUGACACUCAGAGCUUCUCUACAUCACAUGGAGGCUUGGAAGAAGACAAAGACCAUCCCAUGACUGCUACUCCAACAUCUAGCAAUAGGAAUGAUGGCAGAGGUGGCAGAAGAGGUGGAAAUCUUCCUGAAGACUCAACUCCUUCAGUGGAAGGUUAUACUCCUUAUUCUCCAGACACAAAUGAAUACAGAACCCUCAUCCCAGUGACCCCUGCUAAGACUGGGUCCCCUGAAGUUACUGAAGUUACUAUUGUUGGAGAGUCUACUUCUAAUGUUGAUCUUUCUUUACCAGAAGACCAAGACUUAUCCCGUGACCCCAGCGGGAGGUCCUAUACAACUCAAGGAUCCGAAUCAGCUGGGCACUCAAGUGGGAGUCAGGAACGUGGGAUAAACACAACCUCAGGUCCUAUGCGGAAACCUCAAAUUCCAGAAUGGCUGAUCAUCUUGGCAUCUCUCCUGGCCCUGGCUUUGAUUCUUGCAGUUUGCAUCGCUGUCAACAGUAGGAGAAGGUGUGGGCAGAAGAAAAAGCUGGUGAUCAACAAUGGCAAUGGCACUGUGGAGGAGAGAAAGCCCAGCGGGCUCAACGGAGAAACUAGCAAGUCUCAGGAGAUGGUGCAUUUGGUGAACAAGGAGCCGUCAGGGACCCCAGACCAGUUUAUGACCGCAGAUGAGAGGCGGAACCUGCAGAAUGUGGACAUGAAGAUUGGGGUGUAACACCUACUCCAUGACCUUGGAAAGAAACCAUUGUCAGAGACAUAAUCUUUACAGGGAGCUGGGACACUUCACAGAUGCGAUGUGCUACUGAUUGUUUCAUUGCGGAUCUUUUUUCAGCAUAAAAUUUUCUAUUCCUUUUUGGGGUUUUUUUUUUUGUGUGUGUUUUGUUUCUUAAAGUCAGUUCCAAUUUAUAAAAACAGCAUUGCUUUCUGAAGUGAGGGCCCAGUUAAUAAUCGGCAAGAAUUUGACUGUUCCAGUUCCCACCUAGAAGCCUUUCACCCCCGCCUGGGGUGUGCUAUGGACGGCUUCUAGCAAAAGCCACACAUCCAUCUUCCUGACCCUCAACCUUCCCUCCACCCCACCCACCAGGGAACAGCCACCUGCUAAAGACAUCCCCCAAGGCUAAGAAGGAUUGGUCCCUGGGAGGAAAUUUGAAUAGGUCCAUAUUGCCUUUCCAGCAGCCCAAUCCCUGGACACUUCUUUCCAGUGGGGUAGGGGAAGGGGGUGUACUGGUUACACAUCCCCUUCUACAGACCCCCUGGAAAAUUCUCAGAUGCUUCUGGAAAAUACCCAAAUGGUGAAGCUAUUUAUCUGUAGUAAGCUAUUUAUCUGUGUUUUUGAAAUAUGAAACCCUGGAGGUCCUUUGAUCAGAAUGAUUAUUUUGUUGUUGUUACUUUGUCAGAGGCAUAAAAGGGUUUACGCUAAUUCAUAAUAAACAUCUGUACUUCUUCCACUUUAA